Messenger RNA from Diabrotica balteata, 1152 nucleotides. The record is from the annotation of a GenBank genome assembly. Lineage: Eukaryota; Metazoa; Arthropoda; Insecta; Coleoptera; Chrysomelidae.
AUGGAGUUAGAAUCUAGUACCGUGAACAUCGACAUCGAAGAGGUGAAUGAGAAAAGUGAAAGAAUGUUAGAUGAAGCCAAGAAAUAUAAUGAAACCUUUAAGUUAGAAACAGAUUCUGCCGGUCAACUUGAACUACAUGUAGGAGAAAUAUUUUACGAGUGUUACUUUUGUGAUUUUAUUACUAAAAAUAAAAACUUGUUUAAUUCUCAUAAAGUUUUUGCACAUCCACGCAAAAACGGUCAAAGGCACAAAAGAAGACAACACAUAGGUUCACAAGAAAAAGACGGUGAAAAAAACGGAGUAGAAGAAAACUGUCGAAACAAAAGAAAGGUGGGAAAUCACCAAACUUUAAGUGAUGAUGAAAAAAAACUAUUACUUCAGUGUGUCAGCAAAUUUCAGUUACAUAAAUAUUAUGAAUCUGUAUACACUAUUAAAGCUGCAAUAAAUGAUAAAUGGACCCAGUUGUCGAAAAUAUUCAAAGUGAAAGGCUAUGAAAGGCCAGCUGAAAAGUUAGCGAAUAAUUACUUGCCUCUUAAAUUUCAGGCAAUGUCGAAUAUAAACAAUUUUUAUAUUCACAGAAGUAGCGUAAGACCCAGAAAACUAGAUUAUAUAUUUGCAUAUUUAUUUCCGAAGUAUUUUGAGAACCUCAGCUUGGAUAUGAACGAAUUGAUGGCUGAUGCUAAAAUACAUUCACUGGAAAUCUUGGGAAGUUUAGCUUCUACCGAAGAUCAAGAAUGCCCUACUACAUUAGAGGAUAUAGCAUCCAUAGGACAUUUAAAUGACGUAGAACCUCUACCAAAUUUAAGAAGACCUCAUUCCGAGGCAGGCGAAGAACCAGCAAAUAAAAUCGCCAAAGUGGUCCAUGAAGACGAAGAUGCUUGGCUCAAAAGAAUGUUGGAUAUAACACGAGGAAGAAACAACUGUGAUGCUACAUCUAAAUCUUUAAUAAGUGAAAAUAAUUCUUCAACAGAUGAUAUAAAUACACUUAAAGCCAAACUUCUGGAUAUAGAAAAUAAAAUGAAGGAGAGGGAUCAUCAGCUUGAACUCAAAAAUUUAGAAAUUUCAUAUUUGAAAGAACUUCAUGCGAAGGACUUAGAAAUAGAAAAAAUGAAAUUUGCAGUGCAGUGUCAAAACGUUGAAAAUAAAAACUAG